AUGGCCGACACCCAGAAACCCACCGAGGUCCCGCAGGAGACUCCUGCGGUCGCCGAGCCCGUUGUUGUUGAGGCCGCGCCCACUGCUGAAGCCGCUGUCGCGGAGACGACCGAGACUGCGCCUGCUGCCGAGACCACCGCGACGGAGGCCACUGAGGCUCCCGCUGCCGCCACCGAGGCCGAGACCGCUGCCGCUCCGGCUGAGGAGGCCAAGACGGAGGAGGCCAAGCCCGUCGAGGAGGGUCACCUCGAGCACAAGGGCCAAGGUGCUAACUUCCCCAAGAACUUCCUGUACACUAAGCAGCUGUUCUGGUUCGGCUCGGAGCCCGUCGACCUCAAGGCCAUCUCCUCCUUCAAGGCCGACAAGGUCGCUGAUGUGGCCCACCACGUGACUUCGUGGGCGUCUGAGACUGGCAAGGGCCUGCUGUUCUACAGCGAGAAGGGUGACAAGGCUGCCCCCAACGGCGCGAUCCAGCUGGCCGAAGCCUCGGAGCCUGCCACCGAUGGUUCCAACAAGUUCCACUUCACCGCCAAGGGCCACAAGCACACCUUCAAGGCCGCCAAUGCCGCUGAGCGCGACAACUGGGUCGCUCAGGUUAAGGCUAAGAUUGCCGAGGCCAAGGAGCUCGCCACCACUGUGACGGAGUCUGAGACCUACAAGAAGACGCUUGAGGGCCUUAAGCCCGUCGUCUCCAAGAAGGAGGAGAAGGCCGUGGCCGCUGAGCCUGCUGCCGCCGCUGAGGAGCCUGCUGCUGCCACUGAGGAGGCUGCUCCUGCCGAGGAGACCGCCGCGGCCGCCGAGGCUCCUAAGGAAGAGACCAAGGAGGAGGAGAAGGCGGAGAAGGAGGAGCCUAAGCGCCGCUCUGCCAGCCGCAAGCGUGCUUCGAUCUUCAGCAGCUUCCUUGGCAAGAAGGAGGAGAAGAAGGUUGCCGAGCCCACCGAGACCAAGGCCGCUGAGGCGGAGACUCCGGCUGCCGAGACCAGCGCUGCUGCUGAGACUGCCGAAGCACCUGCCACCGAGGCUGUCCCCGAGGUUGCCGCUGAGACCGCUGCCACCGAGCCCGCUGUUGAGGCCGAGGCUGCCGGUGAGGCCAAGCCCGAGGAGGCCAAGGAGGAGGCCAAGGAGGAGGCGAAGAAGGAGGAGACCCCUGAGGCCCGCCCCGCCAACAGCAAGCGCGCCAGCAUCUUCGGAAACCUUUCAUUCGGCAAGAAGAAGGUCGUCGCUGCCGCUGAGGCAUCCCCCGCCAAGGAGACUCCCGCGACCGAAGCUGUCGCUGAGACUGCUCCUGUCAUUCCGGCUGUUGAGACUACCGAGCCCCUCUCCGCUGAGGUCGCCUCGCCUGCCACUGUCCCCACCGAGACUGUGGAUGCUACUCCCGCUAGCGCCACUGAGACCAAGGAGGCCAAGGCGGAGAAGCGCAAGAGCUCGCUUCCCUUCGCUUUCGGCAAGAAGAAGGAGGGCGUCUCUUCUGACGAUGAGGCUGAAAAGCCCAAGUCUCCCUCGGCUUUCUCCAAGCUCCGCGCCACCAUCAAGGGCAAGAGCAGGGCCGACAAGACCAAGGCUGAGGAGAAGACUGAGGAGCCCGCUGCUAUCUCCACCGUUGCCGAGGCCGAGGCUGAGGGCGAGACCAAGGCUGAGGAGCCCGCUGCUGAGGAGGCCGCGAAGCCCGCCGAGGUCGAGGCCACUACCGCCGCCCCGGCUGCCACCGAGGAGGAGGCUGCCAAGCCUCUCGAGGCCACUCCUGUCGUCACUGCCUCUGCCUAG
This is a messenger RNA of Dichotomopilus funicola, 1764 nucleotides long. Its product is annotated as pleckstrin domain-containing protein. The record is from RefSeq and is a predicted model, not a curated record. NCBI's taxonomy places the organism in Eukaryota, Fungi, Ascomycota, Sordariomycetes, Sordariales, Chaetomiaceae. Bases 1 to 1764 code for a protein of 587 amino acids. The transcript is spliced from 5 exons.